Messenger RNA from Numida meleagris (helmeted guineafowl), 4455 nucleotides. It is a transcript of the gene DEGS2, whose product is annotated as delta 4-desaturase, sphingolipid 2. The coding region runs from base 840 to 1808 and encodes 322 amino acids. The transcript is spliced from 3 exons. Gene Ontology annotation, cellular component: membrane. Gene Ontology annotation, molecular function: sphingolipid delta-4 desaturase activity. NCBI's taxonomy places the organism in Eukaryota, Metazoa, Chordata, Aves, Galliformes, Numididae. The record is from RefSeq and is a predicted model, not a curated record. Gene Ontology annotation, biological process: ceramide biosynthetic process; sphinganine metabolic process.
UGAUUGUAUUGCCAGUGUGACUGGGCAACAUUUUUGCUGAAAAAUAUGUUUCAUGUUUUCAAGGCCGCUUUUUUUUUUCCUACUUGCAACUUCCGAUGGUGAUAGGCAUUUCUAAGGAUAAGAGUAAGGAGGGAGUUGGAGGGAUACUUUUGGAUCAGGAACAUAAAGGCAUAAGAUUGUCUUCUGGUUGUGGAGCUGCCAAAUGGUGGGAUGUGGUCAGUGGAAGGAGCACUUCAAGGGACAGUGAGCAGGGAGGGCAGACAGUCGCUCAGGUACAGACUUGUACAAGAGUGCAGCGGGAACAAGAGCAGCACUUUAAUUUGGGGUUGCGUGUGGAGAAACAUCACUUUGUAACAGAGGUGGCCUCUCCCUGUGAAUCAGAGGCUGGAGAGGAGUCUGAAGCUUAGCAAGUCCUUUGCCUGACUUCAUUGCCAAGGGCACGGCACGAUUCCCUAUACCCGGCUCCCAGGAGAACGACCCAGCUGAGGGCUGGGUGCCGCUGGGACAGCUCAAGCCAGAAUUGCCAGAGCACCAAGGAGAUGUGAGCCAGGCGUUGAUCACGUUUCUGUCAUUGCAGGCUCUCCAAGCUGGGAGGAGCUCACAUACCCUAAAUCAGAUUCCAUUUCCACCAGCUUUCACGGGAUUUGGGCUCCCCUCACCUCCCCCGAGGGCACCUGGAGAGGUGAUGGCAGCGGCGGUCGCACUGCCCCCCCGGGGCCCUGGGGCCAUCCUCUCUCCCCGCGCACCUCACGGGCCGCCUCCGAGCACCCGGCACCGCCCCUCCGCCGGCGCGGGGGUAUAAAUGAGGGCGGCUCGGAGCGGGGUGCAGUGCCGUAGCCAUGGGGAAUCGCGUCACCCGCGGGGACUUCGAGUGGGUCUAUACCGAGCAGCCCCACACGCAGCGCAGGAAGGAGAUCCUGGCAAAAUAUCCAAAGAUCAAGGCUCUGAUGGGACCAGAUCCACAUUUGAAAUGGAUUGUAUCUGGAAUGGUUUUCAUGCAGUUUCUAGCAUGCUAUUUAGUGAAAGACUUAUCUUGGAAAUGGAUUUUCUUCUGGGCUUAUGCUUUUGGGGGUUGCAUAAACCAUUCAUUGACCCUAGCCAUCCACGAUAUUUCACACAACGUAGCCUUUGGGAACAAGCAGGCCAAGUGGAACCGAUGGUUUGCAGUCUUUGCCAACUUGCCAGUUGGUGUCCCUUACUCUGCUUCCUUCAAGAAAUACCACAUAGACCACCAUCGGUACCUUGGUGGGGACAGGCUGGAUGUGGACAUUCCCACGGAUUUUGAAGGCUGGUUCUUCUGUACACCACUUCGGAAACUGCUUUGGCUCUUCCUCCAACCUCUAUUCUACAGUCUGAGACCACUGUAUGUGAACCCCAAAGCAAUUACACAGAUGGAAAUUUUUAAUGCCCUCAUGCAGUUUUCUGUAGAUUUUAUUAUUUUCUACCUUUGGGGACUCAAACCUAUUAUUUACUUAAUAGCAGGUACAAUUCUUUGCAUGGGCUUACAUCCCAUAUCUGGGCACUUCAUAGCAGAACACUACAUGUUCUUAAAAGGAUAUGAAACGUACUCUUAUUAUGGACCUCUGAACUGGCUCACCUUUAAUGUAGGCUACCACAUGGAGCACCAUGAUUUCCCCAGCAUUCCCGGAAGCAAAUUGCCAAUGGUGAAGAAGAUUGCUGCAGAAUACUACGACAACCUCCCCUAUCACCAGUCCUGGAUCCGAGUCCUGUGGGACUUCGUGUUUGAUGACAGCAUUGGUCCUUACUCAAGGGUUAAGAGAAAAUGCAAACUGGCAAAAGAAAGCUAACGGGCUAGCUCCAGCUGCUGCACUGGCAUUUUGGUUGUUUGAAUGGUUUGAGUGCUCUGCAGAAGAAGGAUGCUUGUGUGUGCUUGGCAUAGCGUUGGUAUGUGCUCCUUAGACAAAGAGGAUGAGUGUCUGCACUAUUUAAACUACUGAUACUUUUUAAUAACACAUAUUUGUGUAUGUAACCUUGAAAAACUAGAUGAGAGAAAGCUACACUCACAUGACUCUUGCUAUAGACUUAAAAUUAACUUCCUGGGACACGUGUGCCCAAAUUGGAGUUUUGGCCUGGUCUGCAAUGAAGAAUGUUCAGUGUGUGAAUGGGCGUGCUUGUGCAUAGGGUAGGACCGGUUUCUCUUCAUGCCAAGUGAGAUGUAGAUGCUUUGCAUGCACAGGACCAUGGAAGCAGGGAUGACUGGCAUGCAGUAGCAAAUGAUACUUUCUAGAGAACACAAGGGUGCCUUCAGCUCAAAGCAUUGCCUAAACUAAUCUCUCAUGCCUAACAGUGGCUGCUUGCAGUGAUUUUGUAUAUGAAAUGGAAUACGUAUGCAUUUUUGUACAUGUGAAUCAAUAUUUUAUUAGCUGCUGUUUGACCUCUAUUUCAGGGCUUUUUUUUUUUUUUUUUUAAACCUUUUCUGAGCCACUUCUAUUCUUAGUAUCUGAUGUUCAGUGUAACUUACUGACAGAGUUGAACUGUGAUGUGGAAAAACCCUUUCUUUAGUCUUCAGUUCACAGCCUGAUCAACAACACGGCAUACCACAGCUCAUGUUUUUAGGAAUGGCCGAUCCUUUACCACUCAUCUUUUCAACAGUAUUCAGAACUUCACAUUUCUCAUACCUUUCACCUCUAGAAUCCCCUCUAGGACUGGAAGAGUUCUAGUUUAAAUUGCUCCUUAUAAGGGCUUUUACUAUUCCUGAUCAUCUUUCUUGGUCUUCUUUGUAUUAUACCUAUUUCUGGGAAUAGGAGUUAGGAGUAGCUAUUACUGAAGACACUGGAGACGUUAUGGUGACAUUUGUGCCUAACCACUUUCAGUGCAAUUUUAACUUUUUCCUAUCUGUGAUUCUAUGGGAACUGACUCAGCAAUCAGGAAGCAUGCGAUACUCCAGCUAUAAAAGCCAUCCUUAAUGGUGAUAAGGGGAUAUAACCAGGACACAGAGCUGGUGUUGUUCUCUCCCUGCAUGCCAUGUAUUGCACUAUUGACAUUGACCUAGAUCUGUCAUUUCUACCCCUUGGAACAAUUCCAUCUUCCUGCCUCUAUUCUCCAACCACCAGCUUCUGGCUACCCUCAGUAAUUGUGUUUCAUCAAAAACCUUAACCACCAUACCUUUCUCCAUGCAGAAUAUACUGAACAAUUUCUUGGGAGUCAGGAGCUGAGCUGUCAUCUAACAAAUUCCUUGUACUCUGGAAAGCCGACUACUUAUUUCUGUCCUUACUAAGUGGUUAAAAGAGAACAGAUCUAUAAAGGUCCUCUUAUAACAUGACAGUUUAAUCCCCCUAAUGGUUUUGACUUUUUGUUUUUUUUCUAGAAAUCCAUAUACGUUACAAAGGAAAUAUUAUUCCACAUUCAUGUUGAUCUCUCAAAGUAUGUUACUGGGCCUGGGAUGCCCAAUUUCCUCAAUAAACACAGUUUUGUUUCUGCCUCCUACAGCACUGGAUCCAGUGAGUCCUUCUGGUACGAUCUUUUGGCAGUAGUUUGUCUCAGUGCUACUAGCACCUCAUCAUCAGAUACUCAAUUUCUUGUGUCCUUAGCAAACUGCUUCACAACUCUCAGCCAGUUCAGCAAGCUAACAUAAGACCAGUAUUAGAGAUUAUCCUGCAUUCCUCAUUCUGACCAUUGCAUUACUCCUCUGGGGAAACUGACUUUUCUCUAGCUCCCUUAGCUGCUCCACAAUGCCAUUAACCUACAUGAUCCAUAUGUUAAUAGCCAAGCCUUACAGAGGCUACAGUGUAAACUGAGGGUAACCAAAAUUGUUGGCUGCUUCUCACCUGCGUAUCAGCUGUGUUCCCACUGUACUUCGCCACAGUCCUCCCAUUCUGCAGAUAGAUUUAAAGGUGCCGGAGGCCCUGGUACCUGCUGUGCCAGUUGAAGUGGGUCACUGAUCUCUUGGUAGGACUGAUCACAGCUGCUCUCUGCUCUUGGGACUUGACUAGCAUACCCAGAGCCUCAGCAAUCUGGAGUGGACUUAUAGUGCUGAGUAAGCACCUGGAGAUGGGACCAGGUGUUACUGCUUCUGUCAGCCAACCCCCCCCUGCCCAUCCUGUGCACCUUGGGACUCUGCCCCCAUUGAAUGGCCCUAUGGAAACUUCAGUUAAUUGUCUUAAUGACAGGACACUCAAAGGUAAAACGUGAACUGAGCCAGGGCCCAACUUUGUCAAGCUUAAGUAAGAUUAAUGGAGAGUUUCAUAGAAUGGCUGUGACCAUCUGUGGGGCAGCAGUUUAGAAAAGCGCUUGCUGUUGUCAUGUAUGCCAUAAAAUGGCAUAGGACAAGAGGUAAAGGCCUUAAGUCGCACCGGGGAAGGUUCCAGUGGAGUAUUAGGAAAAAUUUCUUCUCAGAGUGGUAAUGCAUUGGCACAGGCUGCCCAGCGUGGUGGGGGAGACACUGUCCCUGGAGGUGUUCAAGAACUGUGGAGAUGCGGCACUGAGGUGUACGGU